Messenger RNA from Emiliania huxleyi CCMP1516, 807 nucleotides. RefSeq lists its product as hypothetical. The transcript has a single exon. Bases 1 to 807 code for a protein of 268 amino acids. The record is from RefSeq and is a predicted model, not a curated record. NCBI's taxonomy places the organism in Eukaryota, Haptophyta, Isochrysidales, Noelaerhabdaceae.
AUGCUAUUCCUAGCGGCCUUCGUCGCGCCCGCCCUCGAGGCGCUGCUCGGUCGCGGCCCGCCGGCAGUCGCCCGCGCCCCGCUGCACGGGCUCGCUCCUCCGAGAGCUGUCGCGCCGCCGCACCUCUUUGCGACAACGGCCGACAGCCUUACUUUCGAGGCUGCCUCCCUCUGCGCGAGCUCAGCGGGGCCGGGCACCUUUGAGAGCCCGGACGCGCUGGAGGAUGCGCUGCGUCGGCACGGGGUCGACACCUCGCGCUGGGACAGCGGCGCCUACAAGUCUUGCCGCCGGCUGUGGGAGGAAGUCGAGGCGGGCGAGUCGCUCCUCCGGUUCGCGGGAUCGACGGUGGUGCGGGUGGUCAACGUGGUCAAGGUGGUGAUCCGGCGGCCGCUCGACGACGGCAUGCGCCUCUACGAGGCGGCGCAGCGCUUGCCGAACGGCCGCGUCCGCACGCGCGGCCUGCCUCUGUCGGAGAAGCUGCACUACCAGGAGCCUCUCCUGUCGGCGGCACACCGCGGGGUGGCGGAGGAGCUGGGCGGGCUGGGGGUGGGGUCGGCGGGCGCGGUGCAGGUGGACCUCUCGUCGCUGCGCCAGUGGCGAGAGGCCCGGUCCUCGUACUCGUACCCGACCCUCCUCUCGCACUACAACCUGCACCAGCUCGACGCGACGGUGCAGGGGCUCCCCUCGGGGUCCUUCCAGACGUCGGAGCGCGAGGCGGCGGGCCGGCUGCUGCACCUGUGGGAGUGGCGGCGGCAGCGGCCAGAGACCGCCUUCAACGACCUCACCACCGUCCUCUGGGCCAUGUAA